This is a messenger RNA of Amoebophrya sp. A25, 1527 nucleotides long. The record is from the annotation of a GenBank genome assembly. NCBI's taxonomy places the organism in Eukaryota, Dinophyceae, Syndiniales, Amoebophryaceae.
AAGCAUGUUAGCGAGGCUCCAGUGCUGUAGUUGUAAGUGUGGAAUUUUGGUAUGUUCUUAUACAACAAGAAAGUCUAGUCUUGUUCUUCAACAACUCCCAUUUUACUCCAGCACAGCCGAAAUCAAGAACUACAUCAAAAUGCCUACAAUCGCUAGCUCCCUCAAGCGGUCGAGCAAGAAGAAGGUUGCCGCCAAGCGUCUACCAGUGCGUAAGCUCUCCGCCAAAUCCGCAAGCCUUCUGAGACGAUGGCAUUUUUUCCGACGAACGGGUAGAAAUCUCAGACGCCUACGCUUAGAAUUAGCUGCGCCAGCGUUUGCCGUGAUGGUCAGUGGGGAGAAGAAAGAGGAGUUCAGGGAGUUUAAGAGCCAUUGGACGAAGAGGCUGGAGAACGGAGCGGGAAAACUGCAAAAGUACUAAAAACUGUUAAGUAGACGUAGAGCAGAUUUAGACUCACCUUCACCUCCAUGUUUCAAACUUGUCUUGGUUUGCCCGUUCGUAUCGAUGCUCGUGCAACAAAUAAAGGAAAAUAUCUACCACCUGCUCAACCUCUUCAAAACUCCUAUCAGAUUCGACGUAGUGGAGUUCCGAAACGGCUACGGCGAUGACAAGCCGCUGAUCGUCAUAGCGAUCAACAGGAUCCGUCUAAAUGCUGGCACUGCGAUAUCGAGACUCUACUCGAAUGGCCUCAGCAUCGAAAUCCCAAAAACCCGCAAAACCUACGUCAUCGAGCUGGGUGCGGUGUUGUAUCGCAAGAACUGUGGGAAGUACGGAUACAACUAGUGGAACGAGGUGUAGUCGAGUUCUUGUGAAUGGAUUCUCUAGCCAACAACGGAACGAAAGGCAUGGAGAGAAGCAGCGGAAACUUUUGUAGUUGGUGCGGCUUAUCCUCCUGGGGCACCUCAGCCGCGACGAUGACGAGCAGCAGGAGAAGUGCUUCGGGAGAGACACUCACAAGACUCGACGAGCAAGUAGCCACAUACGCUCGACGUUCUCGGGUAAGGAAGGGAAUAGGAGUCCACUUCAACUUUUGACGAAAUGCUACCGUGUGCAGAAUCAAUUCGUUGUAAAUAGCUCCUCGACUGGUCGUGGGGUCCGAAUACUGUAAUAUGUUGUGAAUAUAACCUUACAUGAUAUAAACACUUGGUAACAUUAGCAUAUUAGUGAUAUGAAAAUGGAUACGUGAAGUAAAUAGAUGAUGAUCGCCAUUUUUAGUAGCAACGGGGUCGUUGUUGUUGUACUUGUAGCUUCGAUCUUCAUCCGCAUACGACACAGCACCAGGUGAAGUUACUUGUACAGUGGUAUGGGAUAUUCUUUCAUGUGUAUCAUUCAAACGAAAUCGAAUAACAUCAUUCGCAUUGUGGUUUAUGUACACUCACUUUUUGGUUGUAACUCUGACGCAGAUUUUCUUUUUCUUAGUUUUGUUCCGUCGUCAUUAUGGAAAGGUCAUGAAUCAUGUUGUACAACUCCUCCCGAAUUCCAUUUCCAACUCACCCGUUCUUGUUCAACAUCGUAAUUUGACAUUGUUC